AUGUGGAUGGAACUGACUUCAGAUAAUGAGAAGUUUUUCAGACCAUCCUAUAUUGCUAGUAUUGAGCCGCCUGAAAGAACAGGACUAGUAAAUGUGGAAGAUAUUAAAGCAGAUCUCUCUGCUGAAUUUUCUUUGGUUUCUUCAAGCUCAGACACAAGCCAGAGCAGUUUGGAGUCUAAGGGACACAUACAAGUUUGCCUGCGAAUUAGGCCACUUACAUUGUUAGAAAGAGAAAAUGAAUUGCAGGACUGCAUUUCACUUGAAGACUCAACAAGCAUCAUACUGAAGCCCCCCAAAAACUCUUUGAGUCGACUAAGUGAAAAAAAUGCUGGACAGACGAUACAGAAAUUCACUUUUUCAAGAGUGUUUGGACCUGAAACGACUCAGGAAGAAUUCUUUGAAGGUACCAUGAAGCAACCAGUGCAAGAUUUCUUAGAUGGAUAUAAUCGUCUUAUUUUUACAUAUGGCGUUACAAAUGCUGGGAAAACCUACACAUUUCAAGGGACAGAAGAUGACAUUGGUAUUCUGCCAAGGACUAUGGAUAUGUUGUUUAAAAGUAUUCAAGGAAAGCUAUACACAGCAAUGGAUCUCAAACCCCAUCGGUGUAGAGAUUAUAUCAAGCUGACUAAAGACCAAGUGAGAGAAGAAACUGCUAUUAAAAAUUCGAUACUUCGCCUAACAAAAGAGGUAGAGGAGCACUUCUUUCUAUACUAAUGAGUACGCACAUCUUUAGAUAGCUCAAUGCCUAUAUUGACUUGUAAUAUUUUGUACUUGACAGAUUUAGAAGAACUCUUAAAAGACUCGGAACAAUCUAGCACAAGUGUGAAAGAUUACAUUAAGUUUUCUGUUUGGGUUUCAUUUUUUGAGAUUUACAAUGAAUGUUUUUACGAUCUACUGAUUCCUAUAUCAAAUGACAAGAAAAGAAAAACACUACGCCUUGCUCAAGAUAUCAAAGGAUGUUCUUACGUAAAAGAUCUGCAGUGGGUUCAGAUUUCUGAUUCUAAAGAAGCUUUUAGACUUCUAAAACUGGGGUUGAAACACCAGAGUAUUGCAAGCACGAAACUUAAUACUUGCUCCAGCAGAAGUCACAGCAUAUUCACAGUUAAGGUAUUAAAAAUUGAAGAUUCAGGAGCACCACGAGUGACCCGAGUCAAUGAAUUGUCAAUGUGUGAUCUUGCUGGUUCAGAAAGAUGUACCAAGACCCGCAAUGAAGGUGAUAGAUUGAAAGAGAGUGGCAAUAUAAACACCUCUCUCCUGAUUCUAGGCAAGUGUAUUAACGCACUCAAGAACUGUCAACAGUCAAAGUUGCAGCAGCACAUACCCUUUCGGGAAAGUAAGUUAACUCAUUUCCUUCAAGGAUUCUUCAGUGGAAAAGGGAAGGUAUACAUGAUAGUAAACAUAAGCCAAUGUGCUUCAGCAUACGAUGAAACACUCAAUGUGCUAAAGUUCUCGGCCAUUGCACAAAAAGUUUUAGUUAUGGACACGUCUAUUCUUCCCCAAGAUCAGUCAUUUGGCCAGAAAUCAGCAACAGAAUCAUCACUACUUAGUGGCACUAAAAUGCCAAUCCCGAGGAAAAGAGCUACUAUCCUAUGGGACAGGAGCUUAGAAGAUGUGAUUGAAGAUGAUGAUGAUGACGAGAUGGAGGAACAGCAUAAUAUGUCAAAAGAAGAAGCAGUGCAGAAACACGAAGAAAAUAAGGUUCUUAUUGGAAAAGAAGAAUAUAUGACACUGCUGAGUCUCAUAAAAGAGUUGAAGAACAAACUUAUUACUGAAAAGAAGAAUAAGUUACUGCUGGAACUAAAAAUUCGUGAAGAAGUGACACAAGAAUUUACCCAAUAUUUUGCUGAGCGGGAAAUGGAUUUCAAAGAGUGCCUUUCUCAUGAAAGAGAACGGCUUGAAGAAAAUUCUGAAAGACGCCUGGAAAUCUUCAAGGAACUUGUAAAUGGUUAUACUGUAAACACAGAUGAAGAAAACAAAUUAAAGCAUCAGCCUUGCCAUGAACAAGCUGGACCUCUGUAUGAAGAAUGCAGCACAGGGCCAGGCACCUACUUUGAUCUUGAGGGCAUUAUUGAUUCUCUGCAGAAUGAUGUCAUUGAUAUCAAAAAGCAGGCAGAAGAAGCACACAGAUACAUUGUGUCCCUAGAGGACCCACAGGAAGCUAUAGGUUGGCUUGAAAAGCAACUGGGAAAAAUUACUACUGAACUAACUAAGACCAAAGAAGAGCUGACAAAGAAAACCAAUGAACUAAUCAGAACUGAAGAAGAGCUGAUGCAGAAAACCAAAGACUUUGAAACGCAGAUGAUUAAAUUGGAUGAGUCUGCUGAGCAGCUUAAAGAAGCAACUGAGAAAAUGAAUACACAGAAUAAAAGGAUUCAAGAACUAAUGGACAUUGUAGAGCAAAAAGAUGAUGUUAUUAUGAGACUACAAGAUUUGAUAUCCCAUUUAGAAGAAACCAUAAAAGACUAUGACAAUACUGUAACUACUAUUAAAAGAAAAUGGACAGAAAAGAACUCUAACAAAGUGAUUGAAAGCAGCCAACUCAAGGAUUGCGAGGAAACUGUGUUGGAAGUGGGAAGAAAACGUUGCUUUGAAAAUAAGCCUACUGUGGAAGAAGAGCCACCUACAAAGAAAGGAGAUAUGAAGGAGAGUAGGGAAGAUGACUCUCUAGAGCAAAAGAGAACUGAAUACGUGAAAAAUACUUCUGAGAACUAUGCAGAAAUACUAGUACUGAAGGAAAGAACUGAAACCUUGGAAGGUCAGCUAGCUGCACUUGAAGAAAAAUGCAGAAGAGAAAAAACCAAAAAAGAAGAGUUCAGUGGGCAGAUAACAAACUUGCAUCUCAAGCUCUCUGCUUCUGAAGAUAGGGCUUCUGGCUUAAGUGAAGAACUUCAGCAGUGUCGAGCUGACUAUCAGGCGAUUGUUUCUGAAUUGGACAAACAGAAAACUAUAAAUAGGGAACAAGAAGAAAAGAUUAUUUGGCUAAAUAAUGAAGUGGAAGGUGCCAAACAAAAUAUAAUUGAUAAAGUGUCACAAAUUAAAACAAUGCGGUCCAAAGUAGAUGAGUUGUAUAAAUGUCACUUAGAGUCUUACGCUAUGGAUAUUGAUCCAGUUAAUCUGAAGGAUUCCUUAGACUCUCAAAAAGAUGAAUCAGCGAGAGCUCAAAUGAGUCCUGUAUGCAUGCAGUCCCAAACUGCUUCUACAGCAGAUCUGAGACGGGAGAGCUCCUUUCACUGCAGUGUUGAAAGCAUUUGGGAAGAAUGCAAAAAUAUUAUUAAGACUUCUUCACAAAAAAGUCAGCGGAUUCAAGAACUACUUCAACAAGUUGAAGACUUAAAGAAGGGACUUGGUGACACCGAGAAUUACAAUAAUCAACUAAAAAUAAAAUUAAAUGAGACUGCAAAUCAAGAUUGUCAGUCCAUAAAGGAAAAAGAUCUUGUGAAUCAGUUACAAGAGCAAAUCCAGAAGAAAACCCAGGAUUUUGAAAAACAGGCUGCAGAAGAUCACAGAGUAAUUGCACAGUUUGAGGAGGAAGUUACCAGCUACAAGGGAAAAAUAAGAGAGCUUGAAUGCCUCUUGGAGGCUUUUAGAGCUAAAGAUGAUAGCAUAACAAAGUUAGAAGAAGUGCUUAAAGAAAAAGAAUCUAUUAGUUUAAAUCUAGAAAGUAGUACAGUAGCUCUGCAAGAGAAAUGUGCCAAUUCAGACAAAAAAAUGAAAGAAUUAAAUGAUCAAGAAGCAAAUCUAAAGGAGGAAGUUGUGCAGUUGAUGAACAGGUUGGAAAACAUGAAACACUCUCUUCAGGAAAAGGAGAAAAAUGAGGAUGAGCAAAUACAAUCUAUAGAAUUGCUACGUAAAGAUCUGUCUGAGAGCUCUGCCCUUGUACAGAGUUUGAAAAAAGAUUUGCAGAGGAAAGAGGAAGAGCAUACGGAUUUGAAAGAGAAAUUUUCUGAUGCCAAGAAACAAAUUCAGCAAGUACAAAAAGAGGUGUGUACAAUGCGAUCUGAGGAGAAAUCCUUGAGGAACAAAGUUAAUGAACUUCAGAAAAUCAAAAACCAGUUUAGUGAAGAAUUGGAGAUCAAACAGCGCACAAUUCUGCAACUUAAAAAGCAGUUGAAUAAUGAGAAGCUGGAAGAAAUCUCCAAACAGUAUGAGAAAACACGUAAAGAUCUGCGAGCAAAGGAAAAAAUAAUUGAAGAUAUGCGGAUGACAUUAGAAGAACAAGAACAGACUCAGACUGAACAAGAUCAAGUGCUUGAAGCCAAAUUAGAAGAGACCAACAGAUUAGUUUUGGAACUGGAAGUAUGGAAGCAGAAAUACAGAGAGCUGAAUAAUCGGAGCAAUAGUGACUGGCAGCAAAAGAUGAGCAAAAAUGAGGAGAAAAACAUAAAUGAAAAUGAGGAAUUAAUAAAGCUGCAAAAAGAACUGAAGGAAAAUGAGGCAAAGUAUCAAACCGAUAGAAAGAAGUGGCUGGAGGAAAGAACGGGACUCAUAAGCCAAGUAAAAGAAGCUGAGAGCCAUCGCAACAGAGAAAUGAGAAAAUUUGCGGAGGACAGAGAACGUCAUGUAGAGCAACAAGCAGAAAUUGAAAGACUUGCUGCACAGCUCGUAGAAAAGGAAAGCAAUCUUCAAAAGUGGCGUGAAGAAAGAGAUACAUUAGUAGAAGCUUUGGAAGUACAGCUCAAGACUUUGGCUUCUAACACCACACAAAAGGAUAAAGAAAUAGCGGAACUGAAACAGGCUGCACGAAAGGAUUCUGGAAAGGACAAUGAAACUGAUAUAGAAGAACUAAGAAAACAGCUGGCUGAGAAAGAUGACUUUAUAAAGGAAUUGAAACAACGCAUUAACCAUGAAAAUCUUCAGUCUUUGGCAGAAUCUAAAACUUGUUUUCUUAAAAUUUCCAUAUGCUUGCAGGACCAUUCAGAAAUUGUCCUUGACUCUUCUGAAGUGUCCACAGAAAAUGGAAAAACUAGUCGGUUCCCAAAACCAGAGAUGGAAAUCCAGUUCACACCUCUGCAACCCAAUAAGAUGGAGGUGAAGCACCAGGGCAGCACCUUACCAGUUACAGUUAAAAUGCUCAAGCCAAGAAAGAAAAGGAAGAGUGAAGAGAUGGAUGAGGAUUUUGUGAAAAGUGAGAACAAGAAAAAUGCAACACCUGCUAUGACUAAUUCACCUUCUACAAGCAACAAAAAAAUGAUGUCUGCUACACACUCAUUUAGAAAAGAAUACCCCUUAAGAAAGCAAGAAUCUACUUCAAGUAAAAAGUCAGCUAAAAAGAAAGAUGGAACACUGCAAAAAAUUGGAGACUUCUUCCAAAGUUCUCCUACUAUUAUUCACUCUAAAGCAAAGAAGCUGAUUGCGACAAUAAGCUCUCCCAAGUCUGCAGAACCAGAAAGCGUCAAAGAAAACGAGCUCAAGCCAAAACGAGCUAAGAGAAAGCUGUAUUCAACUGACAUUUCUUGCCCUCUAGAUAUCCCUGCUUCUUCGAUCUUUAUAGAACAAAAAGAGAAGGAAAGUGAUCAUCUAAUCAUCAAGCGACGGCUACGGUCAAAAACAGCUAAAUAA
Molecule: messenger RNA, 5559 nt
Organism: Pygoscelis adeliae (Adelie penguin)
Lineage: Eukaryota; Metazoa; Chordata; Aves; Sphenisciformes; Spheniscidae
Gene: KIF20B
Product: kinesin family member 20B
Exons: 32
Biological process (GO): mitotic spindle assembly; microtubule-based movement
Cellular component (GO): spindle microtubule; nucleus
Molecular function (GO): microtubule binding; plus-end-directed microtubule motor activity; ATP binding
Source: RefSeq, a predicted model, not a curated record